AUGGCGCCCGUAGCGGUUGAGGUCAUGCGUGACCCCGCAACACUAUUGGGCCCGCCCGCCUACAAGACGGAUGGCGAUGACCUCGAUCUCUUUGCACUCUCCAGCGGACUUCCCGCCCUCGUGGACACCAAAGCGCUCGACACGGCAUCCAAGAUACUUCACAUAAUCGACCGGUAUCGCAUGAAAAAGACGGCUGGUGCGCCGGUCAAGGCCGACGAGGGAGCGCUCCGGUUCCUCGCCGUCAUUUACGGCCAUGUGCGAGCCGGACGGGCCGUCCCCAUGUGCCUGCCGGCGUUCCCUUUCAAAUCGCCCAACUCGUCGACCAAGGUUCUCGGAAAGCUGCCGGACAGAGCGGAGGAAUUGGCCCUGGCCCAUCUCAACGGCCUUUGCCUGGCCAUUUCCGACGUGUACGCGCCCGGCGCAAAACUCACCAUCAUCUCCGAUGGUCUGGUAUAUAACGAUCUUCUCGGCGUUCCCGACAAGGAUGUCUGGAACUAUGGCGAGACUCUUCGAGCGUUGGCGGCCGAGAGGGGCUUCGCCUGCAUCGAGUUCUCCCGGCUCAGGGAUCUCGUGUCCAUUCCGCUCCCGGAGCAGCUCGAUGAAAUGACAUACGUCGCCAACGCAUCCAACUUCCGCCGCGCCCUUCUCAACACCUUCAGCCGGCCCGAUUGGGAGUGGAAGGUGAUGAGCCAAGUGGAGGAUGUCUGCCUGACGUACCGCGGUUACAUCAAGUUCCUCGAGACCGAUCUCCAAGACGUGUACCCGAUCAAUGACGAGCGCACCAAGUCGAGGUAUAAGCGUGGCAUCGAGUACAUCGCCAAGGAGAUGAUGGCGCGAGGCGACGCUUUCGCCAGUGCGGUCCGCCAAAAGUACAAGGAUCACGUCCGUCUCUCGAUCCACCCUUCGACUGGCGCCCAGAAGCUAUCCAUCAGUCCCCUUCCGACCGAGACCAUGUACACGACACCGUGGCACUGCACCAUCGGCUACAAGCUCGACGGCAACGUCAUCUCCGGCAUGCGAGCCGAUUUCGACAACGACGAGAGCAUGGAGCUCGUGCACGAGAAUGGUAGGCCGAGCUUCUUCCGCGAAAAGUCGCCACUCUGGUCGUGGGGAGAGGACAAGGGUGGCAUCAGCUGCGAGCCCAUCUACCCGAACGGGUGGAUUUUGAAACCGGCCAAAGGCGCCAACACGAUGAAGAUUGACGACAUUGAUGCGACGAAGGUUCGGGCGCUGUCGGAGAUCGCAUCUCCAAUCAUCUUGAGAGGCUUCUUCAACAAGCCGAACGAAGCCGCAUUUACGAAAAAGUCGAGCGAGUUUGGCGAGCCUCUGCCGUGGAAGUUUGGGCUGCUGCUCAAGGUCAAAGACCAUGGAGGCGACACGCAGGGGUUGAACAACGUGCUUUCGCGAGAGUGGAUGCCCUUCCACUUCGACGGACUGUUCAAGACGGAGAAGAAGACGAACGAGAGAGGCGACGAUGUUCUCGUCUCCACCCCUCCGCGAUUCCAAUUUUUCUGCGGCGCAACGGCAUCUCCCCGAGACACAGGGUUUACGCUCUUCUCGUCGUCGACGCAAAUCUUCAAGCAUCUGGCGGCCGAGUACUCGGUCGAAAGCCUGGGUAGGAUGACUUGGUCGGUUGAGACGUCGUCCUUCGACUCGACAGUGCUCAAGGACAUCCCAUUAAUCGAGGCGCAUCCGACGACAGGCAAACCGUGUCUGCGUUAUCACGAGCCAUGGCCGCAGAGCAAGACGCAGUUUGAUGCGACCCAUGUCAGGAUCGACGGCUGCGACGAUAUGGAGAGCGCUGCCAUCUGCGAGGCCAUUGACUCUGCGCUGCACGACCGCCGCGUCGCAUACUACCAUGUCUGGGAGAAGGGCGAUCUCGCCGUCAGCGACAAUAUUCUGAUGAUGCACACCCGCAGCGACUUCAAUUCUGGCAGUGACCGCGAGCUGUGGCGAAUCCACUUUGAUUAG
Drechmeria coniospora is the source of this 1971-nucleotide messenger RNA. Its product is annotated as pyoverdine/dityrosine biosynthesis protein. The record is from RefSeq and is a predicted model, not a curated record. NCBI's taxonomy places the organism in Eukaryota, Fungi, Ascomycota, Sordariomycetes, Hypocreales, Ophiocordycipitaceae. The transcript is spliced from 3 exons. Bases 1 to 1971 code for a protein of 656 amino acids. Gene Ontology annotation, molecular function: oxidoreductase activity.